Messenger RNA from Danaus plexippus (monarch butterfly), 3159 nucleotides. RefSeq names its product glycogen [starch] synthase (gene GlyS). Lineage: Eukaryota; Metazoa; Arthropoda; Insecta; Lepidoptera; Nymphalidae. Gene Ontology annotation, biological process: glycogen biosynthetic process. Gene Ontology annotation, cellular component: cytoplasm. The record is from RefSeq and is a predicted model, not a curated record. The transcript has 18 exons. Gene Ontology annotation, molecular function: alpha-1,4-glucan glucosyltransferase (UDP-glucose donor) activity. Bases 189 to 2264 code for a protein of 691 amino acids.
UUUAGCAGGGAACUAUUUCGAUUUGAAACUUCUACCCGCGUAGACAUGUAGCAUCAUUUAAAUAAAAAUUACGUAAAAUCAUAUGUAAAAUAGUAUUUAUACGCUCAGUGCCACGUGUUGUGUUUGAGUGUUAUAGUGGACGAACGGGUCGGAUUCCAUAGCUUUCCUUUUAUUUUUAUUUGGUAAAAAUGUCGCGGGACAGAUCAUCACGUCGAUUUUACCGCGCUGAGUCGACCCAUGACCUUUUGUCGUACAUGGACAAGGGUCAGGCUGCUUGCGAGGAGAAUAGAUGGACAUUCGAGACAGCCUGGGAGGCUGCCAAUAAAGUUGGUGGCAUCUACACUGUCAUAAGAUCAAAGGCGUAUGUAUCAACCGAGGAAAUGGGAGAUAACUACUGUUUAUUAGGUCCUUAUAAGGAGACCAGUGCCAGAACUGAAGUGGAGGAAUCAGACUUUCCCCCCAACUCUCCUCUUACUGUAGCAGUGAAUGCCAUGAGAAGUCAAGGAUAUAAGCUUCACACAGGAACUUGGCUGGUGGAUGGAAACCCUCAGAUCAUCCUCUUCGACAUCGGUUCAGCUGCGUGGCAGAUGGAUUCCUUCAAGCAGGAGCUGUGGGAUACGACAUCUGUCGGGAUACCGCACCUAGACGUGGAGGCCAACGACGCCGUUAUUUUGGGCUUCAUGGUGGCUCAAUUUAUAACAGAGUUCAGAAAAGCAGCCGAGAACUACAGCGACACUCCGCCGCGAGUGGUCGCACAUUUCCACGAGUGGCAGGCUGGUAUAGGUCUUAUAGUUUUGAGAAUCCGUCACGUCGACGUGGCGACAGUGUUCACAACACACGCGACCCUCCUCGGCCGAUACCUGUGUGCUGGCAGCACGGAUUUCUAUAAUAAUUUAGAUAAGUUCUCUGUGGACGAGGAGGCUGGAAAGAGACAGAUAUAUCACAGGUACUGUAUGGAGCGAGCGGCCGCUCACAUGACGCACGUGUUUACAACCGUCUCGGAUAUAACAGGCUACGAGGCGGAACACCUCCUCAAGAGGAAACCUGACUUCAUUACGCCAAACGGCCUCAACGUGAAGAAGUUCUCGGCGCUUCACGAGUUUCAGAAUCUCCACGCGCUUGCCAAGAACAAAAUUAACGAGUUCGCUAGGGGGCAUUUCUACGGUCAUUUCAACUUCGACUUGGACAAGACCCUAUAUUUCUUCAUCGCUGGACGAUAUGAAUUCGGUAAUAAGGGAGCUGAUAUAUUCAUAGAGGCUUUGGCCAGGUUGAAUCACUACUUAAAGUCUUCAGGAUCAGAUAUGACGGUGAUAGCGUUCCUCAUCUUCCCGGCCAAGACCAACAACUUCAACGUGGAGAGUCUCCGAGGUCACGCCGUCACCAAGGCGCUCCGGGACACCAUCAGCGACAUACAGCAGGAAAUCGGCCGGAGGAUGUACGACAUUUGUCUACGCGGCCACCUCCCAGAACCGUCGGACCUACUUCACAAGGACGACACGGUUCGUCUCAAGAGAUGUAUCUACGCCCUCCAGCGAGAUGGUCUCCCGCCAGUUACCACGCAUAAUGUCGUGGAUGAUUGGAAUGACCCCGUAUUAAAUUCUGUCCGCCGCUGUCAACUGUUCAACACUGUCAAUGAUAAAGUUAAGGUGAUCUUCCACCCGGAGUUCCUGACGUCCACUAACCCGUUGUUCGGUUUAGACUACGAGGAGUUCGUCCGUGGGUGUCAUUUGGGGGUGUUCCCUUCGUACUACGAGCCCUGGGGGUAUACACCAGCUGAGUGUACCGUCAUGGGGAUACCGAGCAUCACCACUAAUUUAUCUGGGUUCGGCUGUUUCAUGCAGGAACACAUCGCCGACCCCAUGUCCUACGGCAUCUACGUGGUGGACAGGCGGUACAUAUCUCUCGAGGGUUCCGUACAACAACUUGCUCAAUACAUGUUCGACUUCACCAAACUGACGAGAAGACAGCGCAUUAUACAGAGGAAUAGAACGGAAAGAUUGUCAGAUCUCAUGGAUUGGAGAAAUUUAGGCAUUUAUUACCGCCAAGCCAGGGCCCAGGCGCUGAAGACCGUGUACCCUGAUUACAUCGAUCACAUGGACAGGGAAUUGGGCAAAAGGUUCAACUACCCUCGACCGAUAUCAGAACCACCCAGUCCGACACAUUCUAGGGCUACGACCCCCGCGGCGUCAGUUCACGGAUCUGAAGACGAGGACGAAGUUGAUGACGAGAAGGAAUUGGCUGAAUUGAGAAUCACAGACAACUAGAGAUCAGAUUUUUAAUACAGCACCAUUCAAAAUUGUCUCAUAAUAAUAUAUUUUUGGAAAAAAAAAACCGUUAAAAAUUCAAGAAAAAAAAAACAAGAAUUGGAAAAAAGUCCCAAUUCAAGGUCAGUCCUAUCAUGCUCAUUUAAAUUAAGUCAAGAUAUAAUAAUAUUAUAUUUGUAUAAGCGUUCACAUCUUUCUAUUUUUUUUUAAAUAUUUUUAAACAAUUAAAGUAUAUAUACUGAGAGUUUUGUUAGAAAAUGUGCCCUUCAAUAUGGUUAGAUGCUUGUCGAAAAUUUUAUAACAAUUUUGUAUGCGGUUGUUAUAAACUAAUAGACAUAGAGAAUGAAAAAUGUAUAUUAAGGAUUUUUUUUUGUGACUGAAUUUUUAAAAAAAUUAUUAGGUUACUAACACAGAUUCAUAUUUAAAAUCAUUUGAGUUUCUAAACGUUUCUUAACUGUCGAGUACAGUUAAAAUAUUAAAUUAAAUUUUUAAAUAAAAACAAAGUUUUAAAUAAAAGUUACAUAUAUCUAUAUCAAAAAAAAAAUCUAAACAUACUCAAUGUCUAUUAACUUUUAUGAUCUGUAUUGUUAUUGUAUUAAAUUUUUUGAUAGUCUUAUAUAUACUUCCUAUAAUGGUGUUUGCCAUAUAAAAGUCUUGCCAUAUUAAAAAAAAUAUAUAUAUAAUUUUACAUAUUCUUCAUAUGUAUUACAAUAUACUGUACCUCAUAGCGACGGCUUUUAGUAUCACGUUUUAACGUUUUAAUAUUAUAUAUAAGAUUAAUUAUAGAAAUAAUAACUAUUUAUAAGGGUAAUGUAUUUUUAUACAGAGUUUAUUUACUGAUACAGUAUGAUACUGCCAAUUCAUAUGUUUAUUACAAUAAAACUUCCUUUUUUUU